UUCUAAGUGCCGGAAAUAAUAUUUUGUUGUUCGUUUAAAACCUCUAGGAUGCACGGAAAAAACAAUUCAUACCAGGAAUCCAUUUUGGGGCGAGUGUUGCCCUAGGCUCUGUGUUAGACGUGUUAUGUUCUUGAUGGAUCUGUUUGCUUUCAAGUUCUACUGAUCGGCCCUUCGAGAAACUGAGGACUCGCAGUUAGCUACAUUACAGUGUAACAACAUUUAACGGAAAGAGAAGUAAGUUCUACCUAUCAAAUACUGUUCAGUUACAAGCGUUUUUUUGGCUUGCACUCCAAAACAUGGGAAGGUUCCGUCGAAAAAACAAACCCAAUGGUCCUCUUGAUGGCUUGUUGACACAAACACUCGCAAAACGUGUUUGUGGUUUCAUGUCGUAGAUAUUUUUAUCGAGGUUGUUAUCCUUUAGGUUUGGCUGAUAAUCCCUUAGUAUUGCGAGCGUGUUAGUUUAGCUUUGGAGGGGGUAUGAAGAUAAGCAAUGAAUAGCGAAAUACGCUGAAUUGUAAAAACUGUGGCAGAGGCUGCGUACCUACCCAAUGCAAUCGGAAUCAAAGCUUGUGGUCGUCAUUUUCAUAAGAGGUAAAUGUAAUGCAUUUUAUACGGUAUUGAAAUUGAGGUCCCUCCAUCGUCUAUCCGGAAUUGAAAGAGGCAAAUAAAGCCUCUUAACUUCCAAAACUAUCACGGUUUUUUAUAUUCCUUAGCAGAAAUCGCCCCCAUCUUUUUGCUUUUUAAUUUAUUUUAGUCCAACCCUUUUCUUCAGCCGGUUAUGCAACCUUCAGUCACUGCAGUCAAGAACAUCGGCUCUGCAUACCGAAUCGAUCGUACAUGUGUAUUGAAGCAUGCGGAUUGAUUUAGUUAUGAAAGUAUUGGUUUUUGAAAACAGAAAAACUUCUGCUGGAAUGAAAUAAUCUAAAGCAAAACAGCUGAUAACCAAAAAGCGCCAAACAGCCACUAGAAGUUCAUGGCGAGUCUGUCAAAUUUCUGAUUCCAGUCAAUUUUUGUACGGGAGCUUAAUGGUCUAUAUCUAAACCAAAAGAUAUUUUCUGCAAGUUCAUUAAUGGAGGAAAAAUGCUAAAGAUGAAUAAAAUCGCCGUAUACUUAAGAGUAAAUCCAGAUUUUCAUUAAGAAGGCGCGCGCCAAAAACUUCACUGAAUUGGAGAAUUCGGCAAUCAUCCUAUUAGCAUUUUUGCUUUCGGUUUUGACACCAACAUCUCUUUUUUUAGUUUUCUCAUAUAUUUGAAGUUGUUGCAUAACUUACUUUAUUUGCAACCUGAACAGAGCCAAAAAUGGGUUCAUUCUUGUGAUAACGAUUUUCAGCUGCUAUUUCCCACAAAAAUGAAGUUUAACUUGUUUGCAGCACAAUAGAUCAUGUCAUAGAUAAUCGCAAGAGAAUUACUGGGUAUAAAUAACAAUAAAGAACCCAAAGUAAAAGAAUGCCAUUGUCAGCGCUCAGACUAAUAUGACUAAUUAGCCUUUUUGUCGUAUAUGAAGCAAGUGAUAUGGACUAGCUCUGUAUGCCCAAGGGGCACCCUCACUUGAGAAUAUGGCGAUAUGGGCUGUUUGAUCCUUGCUCAGCAAAUUCUGGGGAAAUGAAGAGUUGGGUUAGCAAGCUCGUCAUUGCCUUAACAUAAAAUGCUGACAGGGGGAACAGAUGUUGGGAACGACCUAUAAAACAGCUAACAACAUUGUUGGAGUUGAUGCUACUUGCUUUAAAAGCCUGUCUCAACAUCGUCUCGACAUUUCUUUUGUUGUUAGGAUCUUUAAGCAAUUUUAAGUUCACGCUUUCAACCUAAGGCGAAACUAGCUCGGCACGUACGCGCAUAGUAUCUGUUUUUGCUUUUGUGAUGUUAACCACCAGCUAGCUAUUCACGAAAAAUAAAAAUGCAAGACGUUACUGAAAAACUUUAUUUGCCCCGAGCUCGCUGAACGAAAGAUCUUCCAAAAUCGCAUUGUUUGAGGAUCUAUGAGUCACGUCUUACGAGGAUUUAACGAUGGAAUUAUUACCAGCGAAAAAUGUUUUCUUUGCCAAAAGUAGGCAAUGUGAGACAACUUCAAAAAAGUGGCCAUUUUGGGUGGAUUUUGUCUUAGACUGUAAAUGAUCGGAGUACAUUACAUGCAUGAUAAGUCGACAUGCUUUUGUGACGGCAGCGAUAAUCAUAGAGUUUAUGCCCUUUUUUAAUGUGUACAGUAGACAGUCGUGAACAGAUAGGCAGAUGGCUCGUUACAGUAGCCGUUUUUAAUUCUAAAACGUUUAAUUUAGCUAAUGGAUUCUUGACACAGAACUAUAAAUGAAACAAUUUCCUGACCUAAGAAUAUUGUCUUCUUGUAUCAAUAGAAAACAAACUCUGGAGUCUAGAAAAUGAUUAUAAUCGGAAAUGUUAUCCUAAUUUUGUGAAUAUCUAAUUUACGGAUAACGGGCGGAGACAUUUGGAAUGAUUAUCUGUAAAAAGGUUUUCACUGUCUGGAUGAUAAUGUCAAUAUUGAACCUUCCGACCCCUCCCCCUGUCAAAUACUCUAGAUCCGCUUACACUGUGUCUAGCUAGGCUGAAUGUUAAAUGCCACCGACAGACUGUUGCUACGAAAGAUUCAGCCUGACAGCAUGCUUUUAAAUUGUUAUACAUGUACCCGUUGCAAACAACUUUACCUGUUUUGGGCUGUGGUGCUCGCAAUUCUGAACUUCUAUUUCAAAGCCGACGUUUUGCGAAAGGCGCUAAAAAGCAAACGACGACAAAUUUAACUGCUGACUAUUUAUGUCUUUACCACUGUAUAAAUAGUCAAGGUAUCAAGCUUUUUCGAAACACCUGCUUUGGCAUUGUUAAAUUCACUACGUUCGAGUUCGCAACGUACAUAUUCGUGUCGCUGCCAUUGGCAAAGUCCAAAACUUGCACACUCGGAGGAUUGGUAAGGUUAAUUUUUGAUAUAUUGAUAGAGUUUGACCGAGCUAAAGUAAUGUCUGGUGUAAUUGUUGUCGAAAUAAAUUAUGCUUCCUUUCCGGCGUUUUGUCGGCAGUCAGCCACGCCUUAAAACGUAGAUAUAAAGUGAAAAAGAAAGACUCGCUGCUAUUUUUUUCCUCUAUAGAAUAUAGUCAACGAAAGAUCCACAAUAUUUGCUUUUGUUAGCUGAUGUAAUAAUGUAAAUUAGCACGUUUUUAAUAAGCGUUUUUUUUUGGCAAAAGCUUCCAUGUUGAAAGCUAGCCAGAUUAAAAAAGCCAAACUGUGGCAUUUCACCUUGGCCACCCCGCAUAAAAUGAAGUAAAUAUUUGAUCGGAACUUCCGACCACGUGCUAAAACAAAUAUUUUUCACUGCAAUUUGGCUCUGUAAGAGUUGUUGUUCGCAGUGGCGCGCAGUGUCUUCCUCUUAUUUGACUAUAAAAUAUUCUGCUUAUAAGAAUUGAUUUGAUUUUCUCCAACGUGACUUACUCCUCACUGAAAACUGCUCAUUCAACUUGGUAAGUGCGCAAAAUAAUCACUGAGAAUUAUUUGGCCUUUUGUAGAACUGAUUUUUUAAAGUUCUCGAUAACUGCAACACACCGUAAAAAUUAUCUACGAUGCACUUGGCCUCCUUAUCUUCGAAGUCCAAAAAAAAUGUGCUUCUAAACUUAAUGACUAAUAUGCUCAAAUUCCGGAUGUCUGCCACUUAAUAUCUAAUGAGAAAAAAACUAUAUGCAAAAUGUAAGAUUUUUACAGGAUUUUUAGUUUUAAAAGCAGUAGUCCAAUUAGAGCACUAGAACGGCCUGUUCACGUUAUCAGCCACACCUAGAAAACAUGGAUUUAAACCAAUUAUGUAUCAGGUGUUAUAAUUUACCUUUGUGAAACAACAAUGAAAAAUGAAAAGCCAUUAGAAGGCGAACUCGUUUUAAAAGCUGAUAACGGAUUCUUCAGGUAAAAGCUACUUUCACAAAUAUAAUUUAUGUAACAGACAGCGAUGAAAGAUAACUAAAUUACAAUAACCUUUUUCAUUUCGUACUGUGAACAAAAGGUGAACUCAGAUCAAGACACUGCCUUUCAGUUUUGAAAUUAUAAUUAUGAAAAACAAAUUCAAGAGGUUUUAUUCUAAUGGUGACAACAUAGGCUUUCGUCCACAGAAUGUGUGAAUCAAACGUUAAAAACUGCAUGCAACAAGAACAUUCUAUUCCUAAAGGUUUUUUGUUUUGUUUUGCUUUACUUUACAUGACAUUACCUAUUUUGAACAAUGACAGCAGAAAAUGAUAGCGGUAAGAAUCAAUUAACCAAUUGAUUAAUAAAAACAUUACAUCAUCUCUUUUCAUAUAAAAUUAAGAAAAUCGUGACUGGACAUAAAAGCUGCAAAUUACUAAUUAAUCAACACAGUUACAAGGGAGCAAAGUUUUUAAAGCAAUAUCCUAGUAAUUAAAUAAUUAAAGUGUAACUUUAUUUUAGAUAUCCAUUCAUAGAUUUUCGUAUAAAGAUGUUCAACUUUUCUAUGUGGUUUAAUCUUUUUUGAUUGACCAAAAGCACCCCGUUCUAAAAAAAAUUUCCCCUCAAACAACCCUGUUCUCGUAAAAAAGAAACUAUGUGGUCUAGUUUGCUUGUUAACGCAUUGAACCGUAUUUUUAUCACGACCUUAAAAAUCAAAUCACGACCCCGUUGGGCGGCACAUACCCGUAUAGGUAAUGUAUGGGAGUACCCCCCCCCGAGAGUAAUCCUGCCUGCUUCAAUGUGCAGACUGUGUAGAAUACAGUUCCCGAGGCAAGCUAGUAUAUGGCUAUCAAAGAAAAUUUUAAAUAUGGCAUAAACCGACGUCAGUUUAAUUUCCCACGUUUGAUGUUAAUGUUGAUAAACUUUAGCGGCUGGUUAGUUCAAGCUUUCGUGAUUUUAGGUUCAUAUCGAGGUACUAAACAAACAAAAAGCGAAGUAGACAUUCAAGAACACAGUUUACAGAUGCGAUCGUUAAACGAGGGCGUGACGAAAUAGCAGCUUAGCUCAUGCAAGUAGACUGCAAGACAGUCCGUAUUUCUGCGUAUUCAAGUACGCGCGAUCCGCGAGCAGUCAAACGAAAGGUCUGGAACGAGGCUGAAAACAGAGAGCGAGACUGGGGAGAGACUCUCGCCUCACACGCCUUACGGAAGCCUUACGGGCGUGUGAGGCUUGCGCGCUUCGUGCUUAAGACUCUUACGCCACGCUUUACCGAUUUCUUUACUGAUUUUUAGAAAAAAACCGACUGUUUUGCAGUCUAUCAUGCGCGCAUCCCCCUUUUUUCUUCUCGCCUGUAAGACCUGUAUAUGUAAGAAUAUUUGUUCCGCUCAUACACGUGUGUACAUUCCGUCACGACGCCCGUUUAUUCUGCUGACUCAGAUAAAAUACUUAAUCAUAUUAUCUGCCUGAGAAUUGAACAAUGCUUCAUCACCCUUCAUCUAAUAUUGAAAUUAGUCGUAGGAUGUCUUUCAUACCUUUUUCAGUAUGGGGUAUGGAUAACGGAAAAAUAAAGGGGCGGGAUUGUUCAAAACCUACAUGUACAGAUAAGCAGGUAAUUUUAAGUGGACUUACAUUUUUCUUAAGAAGCUUAAAUAUAUAAAUAUCUUACCCCUCUUGGGCAAGCCUGAUUUUUAAGUAAUUUUUAUUAGUAUCCGUUACCAUUCAACCAUUUUUCAUAUUUUUUUGGCUCAGAAAACAAAACCAUAAGUCUUCUAAUCCUAAUUGUUCUUUCGGUGUUUGUCCGCUGAGAGACUGUCGAAAAGUCGAGAUGCUUCUAAAAAGUUUACCAAAAAAUUCGUCAGAAGUGAUGUUAGUUGCGUUUUAAUGAACUGGGUGUCUUGCUACAUUCAUAUCACUGACGGAGUGGAGAAGAGGUUCUCUUAAUUCCAACUUGUGCUACAAGACUGAAACAGACAGUACUGUAAAGAGCAGUUAACUUGACCCCACAUAUCAAGAAAACAGCCCUAAGCUUGUUCAAUGUAACUCAAACGAAUAGGUACGUGAAGGCCUCUAAAAAACAGUUACUCACACUCAACUCAUUGUCACGUUUGAGAAACUAACCGCAGGAAAAAUGCAUCCUCUUUUUGUUUUUAUGCGUUUUGGUUUAUUCCGAAUUAAUACAAUAAGAGGGGAUUAUCUGUGCGUUAAGCCCUCCGGAGGAAUGUGCCAAAGUUUCCAUUAUUAACCUGACGGGAGGUCAAUAAACAGCAGUAUAUACCGAGAACGUACGUAUCUCACCUCCUCACUUAAGCAUUUGCAGAGUCCACUGCAAGGUUAUCAAGGUGUUUGGCUCUUAUCAUAGACCGCGGACAGGGACGUUUCUUUGUUCAUAACUACAUAGGUAAGACUGCUAGUCCUACUCGCUGAUGUUAGUUAAUUAAGCAAGUGGUAAACCACUUUUCAUACAGCUGUAGCUUCAUCACAUGUGAUAUGUGAUUAACAAGAUUCAAGUAAGUUUUCUAUCACUACAUAUCCCGCAUUGUCUCAGUUUCUUCUGUCGAAUUUUUAACACAAAGCGUUAUGAUACGUCUUUUCAUUGCACUGUUAAGUAUGUGACUCUAAGAACAUGCAUUUACUACAGAUUGCUCAGUGGAAACUUAAACUUAAAACUUUGCCUUUCUCGGCAUUACUGAGAAAAUUGGAUGUGAUGACUAAGCGCAAAUAUGCUAAGACAGGAAGGAAAAGAGGAUUUUAUGCGUUGUUUUGUUAUUCAAAAUUUCUGCUCUUUCCGAUGUCCGCAAAAAUAAGAAAAAAUAACCUUGACCUUUCCAAUGCGUCUUUGUCACUUACAAAGACAUCCAUGGUUGGCAACUAACUUUGAAUCAGCGGAAUAAUUUUAAUAAUUACCAGCCAAGUUUCCUGACACAAGCUUCUUGAACUGAUCCAGUAUGCAUAACUGCCGGAUUGUUUUGCAGACAGACUUCUGGACUCCCAAGGGCUUUGCUUAAAAGUUUACGGAGAAGAAUUUGUCAAUAGAACUUUUUAACAACUCUUUCUCAAUUUCCGAAAAUUCCAACGAAAAAAAAAGGCCACGAAGAAACUGCCUUUGAAGUGCUUUGAUUUCGCGAUCUUACUCCACCCGGAGUUAUUGCUGUGACCAUCCAAUAGUUUUUAAUUUUUUUCUGUUUUUGAAAAACUGAAGAUUGUGAACGAGCCAAAAUUUGGGCCUUAGUCACUUCUGGGAGUAACUAAGGGCAGGUUAUUGCCCCCGCCUGAGUGAAAUCCCGAAGAGACCGCUCUAGUAGCUCGCCGUGUAGUAAGAAAAGUACUUACAGAUGAAAUAUACAGUCAGUAUGUCAGAAAAAAUCUCGAUUUGCUUGAACAGGGGCCGCAUGGAAUCGUUCGGUAAUGCAUGAUGACGUUUCUAUUGUUUGCGCCCGCAAGUAAGAGAUGGUUAGGAUGACGUAAAACUAGGAGCCUAUGACGGCUUAGGUAGAUUUUGUGACAUUUAUUGUACACUCAUGAACUUCUUUUGCGUUACGUGUUAUCUGGGUGACAUCUGAAAGUUAUGGACCAAAAAACCGUGACACUCUUUGAGCGAGAUGAAGUUAUAUUUCAGUAUUAGGUGCGUAUAACUGUGUACACAUAAACACUUAAAGAGUUUGCCGGACUCGAGUUAACAAAUAAUCUUUGAUUGGAAACAAUUUGCCAGACACUUCUCUCCCUUUGGGGGAAUAAAACUCAGUCCACAAACAAGCAAGACGAGUAAUCAACGGUUAGCUUACCACUAGCAGAACGAUGAACGGUUACAGAAAUUCGCCGACAAUGCUGACUUAAUCCUUGCUCACAGAUGUCCUUCUAUAAAGUUAAAAGAAUAAUAAUAAUAACCAAAACACGCGAGCGUGAAUUGAUCAAACCUUCGAAUCUCGAAGGCUUACUUUCCGGCAAAUAAAAUGAAAUGUACAUAAAAACUGAAAGACAAAUGGCGAAAAAUUCCUGCAAUUUCUAAUUACAUCUUUUGUUAUGGUUUAGAAUAAACUACUCUCGAACUGACUGAAACUGUUUUGAUCAAAGCUGUGCAAAUCGAACUGAAUUAAUCAGAGCAUGGAACCUUGAGUUUCCUAUUUUUAACUCACCUAUUGUAUGGAAUCCAUGGAAUAUGUGUGAAAAUCUUCAUUAUAAAUCGGUACAUUUCAAGGAGCUAAACAACGAAACGAUCAAGAAUACUGUUGACCGACAAUGUACAGAGCGGGGGCAACUGUAGUGUCAGCUAUUAAUAGUGGAUAUUACACAAGCAUUUAAAGGGGAAAGCAAGGACGCAGACUUUCAGUUAUCAGCAAGUUACCCAGUACAAAUACGAAUGUUGCUUGCGGUCACCCUUACAUCGAAAAUUAAGACCAGCCAAAUGGAUGAAUUAUCAGUUUUAAGGCGUCUUGAGCCUUUCGAACAGAUAUGCUACUUAACAGUUCUCGCUUGCUACUGAAACCAUUUAAAGUAGGUCGUGAAAAGCAAUGUCCAGAUACUCUGUUAAGUCGCUCUUUGACCUUCGUUAAAUACUCGAUGACGUUUAGAACUUAAUCUUCAAAUAUUCCGCCCCAGCGUUAACAGCGCGUUAAACUGGGAAAAAGUCAUGGAGUAAUUGGGCGUGAAUAGCUAUUAAUACACAAAAAAGAAUAAAGGUGAUUUGUUUUGAAGGCGCGGUAAAGCGCCAUCAAGAUUUACUGUUUCACUAUGAAUUAUUUUGAUAAUAAUUAGAGACUUCAAUAGAACCUCUAACUUUUCUAAGUCUUCUAACUUCCUCUUAUCUGCCUGCAGUUUUGUAUUUGAUCUGAAAAAGGAGGAAAAGCACGAAAACGUCCAAAAGACUUUACCAUUGGUCCUUUUUCUCUUAUCAACAAAAAAAGAUAAGAAACUUUUUUUUAUCCAAACGUGAAUCGUCUGCAAAGAGGCUUUUUAAAACUAAUCUCGCCUACGCCUUGAUAUUUAUCGCUGCAGAAAUUAAUCUUAGUUUACCUCCCAGAGACGAACUACAAUAUUUUAUCCUGGACUAAAAAAUAUUUUGCUUUUCAAUGUUCAAUAAAAGACUUUCAAAAAAUGCCAGAAUCAUUCACGUGUACUGUUUUUUUUUUUUCUUGGGCUAAAGUGCAACGAAAUGAAUUAUGGGAUGGUAAUCUAAGCCUAAUGACGUCACCAGGAAAUCGACAGCCAUUUUGUAUUGUCUGUGACUGUACUGCCUGCCUUUAGAAGGACUGUGUUGUGAUUUUCAUGCAAUUAAAUCUUAAGUUUUUAACUUAACCUCACUGCUGAAUAACUCUUAAAUUAAACCUCAGGGCAUUAGCAAAUGAUUGAAUUGAAGUUGAUGUAAAGGCUUUUGUUUUUGACAUAGCUGUAAAACCUCACGGCAUUAUCAAAGGAUCGCGGAAUUUAAACUGAUGUAAAAGUAAUUGUUCACUGAGUAUGUGAUUUUAGCUAGUUUUUAAAAUUCAAACCACUGUCAAACUGAUCAUCAUCUAUUCAUAAUAAGAUUCCAGAUAUUUCCCAAAGAUUUUCUUGUCAGUAAAGACGCUAAUAACUUUUAAGUAGCUUAUCGUCCUUUUGGCGGUAGAUUUAUCUAUUUCCGCGGCCUUGGUGUCCGUUUGAAGUUCUAAGGCGUUUCCGUUGACUCGACACUCUUACUUUUAAUAGAAUGGUAAAUUUUUGUCAUAAGUAGACAGCCAGUUAUAAGUGAAACUCACCGGUUAUCAUCAUCUUUAUCACAUACUUAAAGAACUUAGCUCUUGUUUUGACCAAAGUUCAAGCAGUUAAUUAGACGUAAAAAUGCAAGUGUAGGCAAGUUUUUAGCCUGUCUACAGCAUAGCAGCACUCCAUAUUUGUCAGUCGGCAAUGCGGAGUGAACAAACGGCUCUUGAAAUCUAAAGCCAUGCCCAGGCAAAUUCCUGCACGGCUGAUAUAUAUAUAGUAGCUGCAUCGGUGAGUUUCUUAGAUGUAAUAUCAUCUUGCACUAGAAGGAAUUAGUAGCUAAGACCUAUUGAACGUGGAUUUUGUCAGCUCUUCUUCCACACUCUCCAGCUUGACCUGUGAAAUCUUUGAAAAUUCAGUAAGUCAAUUUUUCUGAAAUCUUUUUCGAUAAUGAAGCAAUUUUAGUACGGUAUUUAUCAGGAUGAACUAAACGUUAAUGAGGAGUGGCAAGGCCUCGAGCUGUCAUGGUCUCUCGUUUAACUUUUUAUUGUGAGGGAUUGCUUUUGAGGAAUCUACAAUCUCGGAUUAUGGACCGAAUUAGUUCGCUACCUGAAAAAUAUUUUCAUCCUUAAGCCAUGAGCCUGUCACUCAAAAGCACUGCAAUCAAAGUUUGCAAAAACACCUAUUGUAAAUUACAGUAGUGGAAAAAAAAAACAAUAUCAUAUCAAGGGGGAAACGCUGAAAAGCGCUCAUACUUGGAUGGGCACACUUUACUGUUGAACACAAAAACAACAACAGCUAAGUACAAAAUUGUCAGAAUGAAACCGGCUUGUACAACGGCACAAUAGGAAGGAAUAAAGUAAAUAAUCCACAGUGAAGUAGUGAUUUCUUAGCCAAAGGUCUAUGGCUGUUAUCUGCAGACGUAAACGCUAUCUAGACCUCCUUCACAGCAAAAUAUACUUAUUAUCCUUCCCAAAGAACUAAACGGUAGCCAGCAAUCUAAUAUACAAUUAAAAAAUGGGUUUAGUGCUUGGAAGAGAGAGAUUUUAAAGUAAAUCUUUUCAUAAAUUUUAGGAUGCCGCUUUUCAGGGGUUUUGAAUGCACGGUCAACAAGAUCAAUAUUUCCAUAUCAAAAUCGCACGAGCAGCUUAAGUCAUCCAGACGCGGAUUUUUUUUAUUAUUAAUGAUAUUUUAUGAGAUUUAACCUUUUUCAAAUAUCUAACAUAUCUUGAGAUUUAUUUGUGUAGAAUAAAGUUUCAAUUAAUCAGCUGAAUUAAUCUUCGUUUUAUUUUUUUCAGGUUACAGCCUCCUAAGUGAAAUAUCUUCUACGUUAUGGUGGAUAGAAUGCAGCUUGAUUUCACUUGGUCGACUCUUGCAAUUGGUUUUUUGGCUCCUGUUGUUGGCCUGAUUAUUCUUUUUGGAAUCAUUGGGAACAUCCUUGUUAUCAUCGUUCUGUGGCAGCAACAACGUCGAUCUCGCCGGACAAGUGCAAACUUUUUCCUCAUAAAUCUCGCUAUUGCGGACAUUCUCGCCUCUGCUAAUCUUAUAUUUAUGUUGGCGACGAUCCUCAAUCAAGGGGAAUGGCUGUUCGGAGAGGCGUUUUGUAAAAUAAAUGGUUUCCUGACUGUUCUGUUGGGUGCCGCGUCGCUGUUAACACUGUGCGCUAUCAGCGUAAACAGGUAUUUUAAAAUCGUGGAAGAGGGAAAGUAUAAUCUUAUUUACACUAAAAGCAACACCCUGAAAAUCCUAGUAGCCACCUGGUUUCUUCCAUUUGUGCUAUCGAUUGCUCCGAUAUUUGGCUGGUCUGAACACGAGUACCAAGUCGGGAAAUGCGUCUGUCAUUUCCUCUUCGGAAGGAGCAUAUCUUACACGCUCACGUUCUCGACUUUCAUCGUGGUCCUGCCUUUCAGCAUUAUUCUCUUUUGUUAUUUGAAGAUCUACAAGAUUAUCAAAGCGCACGGAGCGAUGAUCGGAAACCUUCGGCGAAGUCAGCCUGCUGUUCACGUAGAAGACAUCAAAAUCGCCACUACAUUGUUCAUUGUGAUCGUGGUAUUCGUCAUUUGCUACAUCCCCGCUAGUGUAAUCAACAUCCUGGACAUGGCUAGCCUUGGAUUCAAGAUUCCUCAUUGGCUGGACAUGUUGUCGUUUGUUCUGGUGGUCUCUAAUCACGCUAACAACCCAAUCAUUUACAACGCCCUCAAUCGUUCUUUCAGGCAGUCAUUUCGUGAGGUCUUACAUAUAGGAUCUUCUGGAAGGCCACGAGCUCCAAGCAGAAGCGGUAGCAGAACCAGUUCUAAAAACACCAUCCCGCGUGGCUUACAAGCCAACGGGGUAAUGCAAAAACCUCCCAGCAAUCCUUGUUACCAACACUCGAACUCCUCAAGUGAAAAGUAUACUCCUGAGAUCAUUGAAUACGAGGACUACAAUCAGGACGAGAAAGUUCCGGGAACAUGUUGUCCGCACAAAUCUUCAGAUUGUUAAACUCUAAUCACCCAACUUGGACGAUUUUAAUGUCUUUAUCUUCAUUUGAUGAUUUUUAGCUUGUUGUCUCUAGAUUCAGGGACUGGUUUGAAUGACUUAAAUAUCAGUCUUGAAUAAAAUUAUGUAAUAUAUUACUGAUCAUGUAAGUGACCAAUUUUCGAAACUAAGCUACCUGACUGGUUGUGAUGAGUAUUGUCACGUGAUGUACUGCUAACUUUAUUUCCUUUUCGAUUAUUUGAGCUGGAAAGACAGCGAACAAGUGAUAAGACUGUACAUUCGGGAAAACUUUGGAAAACUUGAGGAGCAGUGGAGGACAAAUCUUGUUACCAGUUUUUUCUAGAUCUCUGCUAACCUGAAUGCGCGUCCUUUCAUCUACAGGGCCUCACUGAUAUCAGCACUUUAUGCUGAGGAGGUUGUGCCGGCUUAAAAACAUUUGUUAUAACGGUUAGCUUUUCUCUUAGAAAAUUGAAGGGCCCUGCCCAUUCCUAGGGAAGAGGUUGGUAGCCCACGACAUCCUCGUUCAAACAUUGCAUCGAACGGUAGAAGAGUGUAAAGAAGUGUAAAAAGCUAAAAAGUUGCUAACUGCAACUGGAAUAAAGGGGAAAAAACAGAUAGAUUCUAUAGGCUAUUUAUGGCGCUUAUAUAGGUAACGAUAAAUAUAAAAGAAUUUUCUCAGUUCUUGAAAACAGUUGCAGGACAUUUUUGUUUAAAACAACCAACUGCGACCCUUAGAAAGAAGAUGGCUAGUCAUUUUAUUUAACUUUAAGCUUCAGUUUAUAGAGCAUGAUCCAAAACUGUAUAAAGGCAUAAGAAUUCUGGAAUUGUAACUAAUUUAUGUAAAAAACGCUAAUUUUUUAUUAAGAACUUUGACUGAGGCCAUGUCCACAGGUAUCCGUUUUGAUAUGAAAACGUAACUUUUUCUUUACGGAUACGGCUUCCGUCCUCACGUAUCCUAUGAAAUCGAAAACGAUCAAUGAAAACGGAACUUUUCGAAAACGCUCUCCAGAGUGGAACUUUUUGAAAACGCUGUUUUCGCGUGUAUGUGUUUACAGACGAAAACGGAACUUUUCGAAAACGCUGAGGACACACUAUCAGUUCCAAUCCACUCCGCGCAAUAUUAAAAACUUAUUCUGAAGAUGGCGGACGGGCGCUUCCCUUUCUUGUCUCUUAUACUUGGGCUUAUUUCUAACCUAAUUGCGUAUUUUCAAGCAAAUUUGGCUUUGUUAGUUUUUAAGCUGAUUUUUCCAGGAUGUGGCAGAACAUUAUCAGGUUACUUUCGCGCGCUACCGGUGUCAAGAGGCAAAAGGUUGGAUUUCCUUUAUUUUGACUUCGUUUUUGCCCAGAUUUUGACAUCUUAGUCUGUUUCUGCGACUUUGAAGAACGUGACAACAAUAAAAGCCCACACCAAAGAAAUUCAAAGAUGGCGCCAGUUAUUUCGCGGGCUCAUAAUAGCAAACACGUAUGCGUCAAGCAUGGGCAGUCGGGUAAGCUAUCGUUUUCUGAAAUCGAUUUAUCGUGUACGUAUGGACAGGCGAAAACGCUACGAUCUUACGAGUGGACGUGAAGUUUUUGGAAAACGGAGAAAAAAAAAGUUGCGUUUUCAAACGAAUACGGAUACGUGUGGACAGGGCCUGAGUGACUUCUCCGGAGACACAGGAAUAAAAAAGAUAUUAUUUUAGUGUAAUAUAUGACAAAAAAUAAAAC
Molecule: messenger RNA, 13748 nt
Organism: Porites lobata
Lineage: Eukaryota; Metazoa; Cnidaria; Anthozoa; Scleractinia; Poritidae
Source: the annotation of a GenBank genome assembly